Molecule: messenger RNA, 942 nt
Organism: Alternaria ventricosa
Lineage: Eukaryota; Fungi; Ascomycota; Dothideomycetes; Pleosporales; Pleosporaceae
Exons: 1
Coding region: 1-942 (313 amino acids)
Source: RefSeq, a predicted model, not a curated record
AUGGAAGCGCCACGUAAACGACAACGCGCCAAUACCAACGGCGACUCAGCUGUUCCGCAAACAGCUCGAGCGUCAUCCGUCUUGCCUCCCGAACCAGACAUGAAGGGCUUCAUCGACAUUUUACACGUCGCCAAUAACGGACAGCUCAUCAAGGAUGUUUUGCUCGAGUGUUAUAUUGUUUCGCCUAUCGUCGCCUCGAUGUUGCGACGCCUUUACAAUCAUCACGUCCAGCUCCAAGAAGAGCGGAGCGUGGAGGGCGCCGACCACACCGGACCAGGAGACAGAGCAGAACUUGAUCAUGGCGUCAAUGCAGGCGUACAGGACGGCAGCGAGCAGGAUACUCGUUCUACAGUCAUCAACUUCCAGUAUUACGCCGACCAUGUGUGGCACGCGAUCAACAAGCGCUACAGAAAAUACGGUAGCUCCAAGCAAUGGGAUGCUUCCUUUGUUGUCACGGACGAGAUUGAGGACAUCACCAAGGUCAUCCGGGACAAAGCCACUCAAGCACAUGCUCAUCCCAAAACAAAGAGAUCGGCGCUUGAAACGCUGCGCAAUAUCGGAGUAGUGAUAUGUAAAGGCCUAGACGAGAUUAGUCACCAAGUCUGUCUUAGGUUCCAAAUACCAACUACACUAGUUGAAGCUAUAAAGGCCAUUAUUAAUAAGAUGACUGAUAACAAGCGCAAAACUCUGCGCGAAAUGCACGACGGAGAAGCCACCUUCGUAAAGAAGAUGAGGAGGUUUCAGCGUCUUGCAGGUGGCAAUUGUAUCUUCGAGGGCAUUGCAGGAGUUUUCAAACACCUUUAUGGGGAGGAAGCUGAAAUGCUAGAAAGUUUGGAGGAGCCAGACUCGGACGAAGGGCAAAGAGGGUGGACAGAAUCGAGCAAUGAGCCUGGAGUCCGACGUCCUUAUUACCGACCGCCGAUCAACUACCGAGGAUGGUGA